Molecule: messenger RNA, 603 nt
Organism: Aspergillus fumigatus Af293
Lineage: Eukaryota; Fungi; Ascomycota; Eurotiomycetes; Eurotiales; Aspergillaceae
Source: RefSeq, a predicted model, not a curated record
AUGACAGCCCCUCAAUCCACACCGCCCCGCGUCCUCUCAGUGACGAUCUCGGCCUCGCAUAACUUCUCCAAGAAUGCCGUCUCUUCUAUCAAACUUAUCGCCAACCUUGGCGUGGAAGGCGACUGUCAUGCCGGCGAAACUGUUCAGCACCGCUCACGCCUGCACAUUAAGCCCCCGCCGGCAAACCUUCGCCAAGUGCACCUCAUACCGAUUGAAAUUCUGCGGGGUAUAUGCGCAACACUGCCGACUGACGAGAUGAGGACACAGCUACUGGCGCCUGGAGCUCUGGGACAGAAUAUCACCACCGAGGGAGUCGAUCUCUUGAGUCUCGGUGCCGGAACGGAAAUUCGUUUCGUUGAAGAUGGAGAGGCAGUGGGCGAGGAGGCUGUUAUUACCCUUACAGGGUUGAGAAAUCCAUGUCCUCAAAUCGAUAAGUUCCAGGCUGGAUUGAAAGAGCAGUUCUUGGUUCGUGAUGAAGAGCGUAACAUUGUGAGGCGGUUGGCGGGUGUCAUGGCUACAGUGAAGAAGGGAGGAGUUGUGCGGCCUGGAAUGAAGCUAAUUAUUGACAAGCCUUCCCAAUAUGUUCCGUUGGAUGUUGUCUGA